Molecule: messenger RNA, 558 nt
Organism: Sphenostylis stenocarpa
Lineage: Eukaryota; Viridiplantae; Streptophyta; Magnoliopsida; Fabales; Fabaceae
Source: the annotation of a GenBank genome assembly
AUGGAGGGGACAAAGGUAGUGACACUGAAACCAACGGAAGCAACUCCAUCAACUUUCAAGGACUACGGCCAGGUCGUCGAGGCUUCGCCGGAUGGCCAAGAAUUCGGUCCCCAUGACGCCCAACUCGAACUUUCCCGAGGAACUCCCAGGUUCUACAUUAUGCAUCUUGAGAAUCGCCCGCUCAGGUUCUCUAGCAUUACACAUCAUACAAACGUGACUCAGUGCCUCGGGUCUGUUGGUGGCCAUGCUUGGUAUCUUGGAGUGGCAAAGGCAUCCGUUGUUGAUUCAAAUGAAAUAAAGGAUGAAAAUGGCAAGAAGAUUGUGCAGUCCCAUUCCGGUCAUUCAUAUGUGCCUCCUGACAUUGAGGAUGUCCAAGUUUUCAAGGUUGCAGGUUCCAAAUUUCUUAAGCUUAACCAGGGAACAUGGCAUGCUGGUCCUCUAUUUAAGGGAGAUGCAAUGGACUUUUACAAUCUAGAGCUCAGCAAUACAAACGUGAUUGAUCAUACCACACACAACUUUAAGAAGGACAAUGGAGUGGUCUUUUUAAUUGAUGAGUAA